This is a messenger RNA of Kwoniella botswanensis, 2565 nucleotides long. RefSeq lists its product as uncharacterized. Gene Ontology annotation, cellular component: cytoplasm. The transcript has 4 exons. Gene Ontology annotation, biological process: dephosphorylation. Lineage: Eukaryota; Fungi; Basidiomycota; Tremellomycetes; Tremellales; Cryptococcaceae. Gene Ontology annotation, molecular function: protein tyrosine phosphatase activity. Bases 1 to 2565 code for a protein of 854 amino acids. The record is from RefSeq and is a predicted model, not a curated record.
AUGUCGAGAGCAGCAACUGCUACUCCCCCACCUCAGACGUAUUUCCCACAGCGGAAUACUACCCCGACUAUGCGUCAUUGCGCUGCACCUACUGUUACUGCUGCUCAUUUCGCCAGUCGAGGAUAUCAACAUCAACCGCAUAAAAGGAAAACUAAAAAUCUACCUCAUUCAGGCAAUACCUCCAACAGCAGCCCUCUCAAGAAAUCUUCUACGCCUGUGGAGAAUGGUGAAGCUCUUGGAUUAUCGUUUGAGGAUCUUGGUGCCACAGCCGUGGAGUACGAUCAACCGCCACAACCGCCUAAAAUCUCGAGGCAGAGCUCGGUAGCGUCGUACUCUUCUUCCGCUUCCAUGGACAGCUUCCAGUCAUCUCGGUCAGAGGUCUUUACUAGUGAACCAUCAGCAUACGAACAGAACAGUGGGCUGGAAACCGGUCGAUCAACACCGACGAACGCAUCAAUAUCAAGCUCGGUAUCUCGAGCGCCUACUCAACUCUUGACACCGGUCGCUUCGGAAGCAUCAUUCCCUAUUGCCCAUGCCCCUCAGGAACAACAGGAUGUCGCCGCCCAACAAGCUGCUCGAGGAUCAUGGAUGGGCAAAAUGGCCAUGGCCGUCGUCAAUACUGGUAUGAGCAUGGGUAUUCCUUUCGGUCAACACGUCAAAAAAGAAUCCGCUGUCACCCCACCAAAAUCAGUUGAACCAGUUGUUGAAACCGCUCCGACACCUGCUCCCAUCGCUGCCCCAUCUGGAUACAGUAUCCCAAAACCAUCAAUCGAAGAGCUCUCAACCCUUUCGCCUGAACAGCGAUUGGUGAGGCAAAGGGAAUGGGCUGAGGCUGAGAACCGCAAAGUCACUGAAUGCGCUCGAUUGUGCUCCCAGUGGCCUCAAAGCGGGUAUAACAUGUCGAAGCAUGGUCCUAAUGGCCUGAACUGCUACUACCAGCCUCAAUCGUUUGCCAAUCCUCAACAUGUCGCUGGGGUCAUGCAGCGUCAAGCUGAACUCGAACGAUACUUGGCCAUCAAUUCGAUGAUGUUCUUCUCCUGCCAACGAGAAAGGGAUUCGCAUCGAGAUUCCAGCUCGGACGAUGAUAAUGACACCGAUCCGUCUUCUUACGAAUCUUCUCAGCCCUCACCAUCGACUUCGAUGUCUCUUUCUGUUGAUGACGCUAUGGCCAAACAGGAGGCAGAUAUCCGAGCUGCCAUGGCCUCGCCGAUCAUCUCCAUUGCCAACCUACCCAACGGAGCUCAAAUUCCUGCGCCACUCUUGCUUUCACCCAAAUCAGUCAAGGGUGCUAGGAGUCUCCCCGAAUUGGACAUAUUGGCUCAGUCAAUGGUCUUGUCGAAAGAUGAUCUCGCUGAAUCCGCCAUGGAUAUCGACCAAUCUGAAUCUGGCUCUUUGGCUGGCUCGACUGAUCUUAGUGAAUCUGGUUCAUCGUUCAGUCGACCCUCUAGAGCUCAGUCAUGUGGAGCCAAGCGACCUUCCACUGCCGAAGGCUUUGAAGAGGAAAAGCGAAGGAAAGUAGAUGAAGCUAUGGUAGUUGAAGAAGCUGUCGAGACCGGAGUGAUUGCUCCACCGCCUUCCGUCAAGUCUUCUUCUAACAAUAGGAUGUCGUCUUCUGUUCCUGAUCUAAACAAAGCUAAAGCUGCCGCCGCCGCUGCUCAAGCUCCUCCGGCUGUAUUUGGCGUAGUAGUCAAAACAUCUGAUACACACCCAAUCAUCAUUUCCCCAUUCUUCCCUUCGGAUCUCUUACCGAUCUUGACCAAACAUAUGGUCAUGCCUCCUCCAACGGGACCGUUUUCCCAAACUCCCCUGUUACUAGCAUCGAAUAUCGACGUGCCAUCGUUAUUGUUGUCUUACGUCCCACCUACGCCUAAUCCAGCUAUCAUACCUAGUCCCAUCCAUAAUUACUUCGGUCAACAACAGACCGAUCGCAAAGUCGUUGGCAACUUGUUGUUAAGCAGUUGCCCGGGUAAACGACUGAGGCUGGACGGACCUAGUAGAGGUAGAGGACCGGUUUGUAGGGAUUUGGCUACGGAUCUCAGGAGGAUCAAGUCGGAAGGUGUGGGUUGUCUUGUUUGCUGUUUGGAUGAUCCUGAACUUGCUUUGCUCGGUGUACCAUGGGAGACUUACCGUGAGAUCGCCAAUGAGAUUGGUCUCGAUGUGAUCCGAUUACCUAUGCCUGAUGGAUUCACACCUGUGAACAUCGGAUUAUUUGAUUCUCAAAUCACUUUGAUCGCUACCAAAUAUUCUCUCCAGGGUGUCAACGUCUUGGUCCAUUGUCGAGGCGGAGUAGGCAGAGCCGGUUUAACAGCUUGUGCAUGGGCAAUCAAAAUGGGUUUCGUCCAACCUCAUCCAUCGCUUUUGUUGGUUGAAUCUGCCUCUUCACAAAAAAACAAGAACGAACCAUUACCUGCGGAAUUGGAACAUCAAAUUGUGAUGAGUAUAGUGGAGAGGGUGAUAGCUAUGAUCAGAUCCAGGAGGGGAUUGAAAGCUAUUGAGAGUUUUGAACAGGUUCAAUUCUUGGCUAGGUACGUUGGAUGGUUGAGGAAGGAGGUCAGGGGAUGUUAA